Molecule: messenger RNA, 263 nt
Organism: Staurois parvus
Lineage: Eukaryota; Metazoa; Chordata; Amphibia; Anura; Ranidae
Source: the annotation of a GenBank genome assembly
CUUUAUAUUGCUUCCUUUGUAUGAAAUCCCUGGUGUUCCUGCUAGACCCUCUACUUUCCAAUAAAAAACUGACCACACUAGGCAUGAGAGCACUGCAUGGUCAGUUCUUUAGCUGUGCUGGGAGCAGGGGCGGACUGACCAUUUGGAAACUCGGGCACUGCCCGUGGGCCCGGGAUGCCCCUGGUACCUUUUUCAUAGGAUUUUUUGAGUUUGGGCAAGGACACGGGUCCCAUGAUCCCCUAUUGCCCGGGGGGCCCCAUGAG